AUGCUAGAGGGCCUGUUUCAAUCAGGUAGAUGUAGAGAUGCUCAAGAACUUUUUAAUGAGAUGCAAACUGUAGGAAUAAUUCCAAAUUUUCGAACUUAUAGUGUCUUAUUGGACGGGUUGUGCAAAAAUUGCCAUAUUUCUGAAGCAUUGUCAUUAUUUCACAUGGUGGAAAGGAACGGUUUAGAUCUUAAUGUUGUUAUGUACAAUAUUCUCAUUGAUACAUUCUGCAAAGAUAAAAAACUUGAUACUAAGAGGGCACUUUUUAGUAACCUUUCUUCCAAGGGAUUACAUCCUAAUGUUAAAACAUACACUAUGAUGAUACAAGGUCUUUGUGAAGAAUGCCUAUUGCAUGAAGCUAAAGAGUUGUUUGUUAAAAUGGAACAGAGUGGUCGUUUGCCAGAUGAUGUCACGUACAACACUAUUAUCUGA
Messenger RNA from Camellia sinensis, 429 nucleotides. The record is from RefSeq and is a predicted model, not a curated record. Lineage: Eukaryota; Viridiplantae; Streptophyta; Magnoliopsida; Ericales; Theaceae.